Molecule: messenger RNA, 1244 nt
Organism: Moneuplotes crassus
Lineage: Eukaryota; Ciliophora; Spirotrichea; Euplotida; Euplotidae
Source: the annotation of a GenBank genome assembly
CAACCUGAUUUAGAGCAAAUAGAUCAAGCCAUACUUGACUUGAUGCAAAGCCUUAAACAAAUGUAAAAACAACUUGGUUUCAUGGAGUAUUUCUAUGCCGGAGUCCUCUUUGCUCAGAACCUUCACAAGUUUGCUGAUAAAGAUCAUCAAGAGAACAAACUUGUUGACUACCAGUUUAAAAAUAUGACCGACCAAAUUUUGAAAGCUCGGACUUGGGCUGCACGGAUGCAGCUCUCGUUCAAACAGAAAUCUUUGUAUUUCUACAAUCAGUUUGCUAGUGAUGGUGUCUCUGACAGCAGCACCAAAGACAAUGAAGAAGUCUUUAAGAAGCCUAUUGUCAAACCUAGAAAGAGUGGGCUUAAAGAUAGUAAGAAAGCAAGCAAGAGACCUCACUUAGCUGUUGAAGAUACAUCUGCAUUUGACUCAGACCACGACAGCGAUGACAGUCAUCUUGAAAAGUCUAAGAAUGGCUACAAACGUCCUAAGCUUGCAGACUCCGAUGACUCUGAUGAUGAUAGGGACACCAAACACCAUCGAUCUCGUAAGUAUGAAGAGUCCAAAGAAGAAGCCAAACAAGACCCAUCUGAUGAAGCCAAGCAACUUGUCGUUGGCGAUUGCAAAAUCUGUCUGGAUGACAUCCAGAUGGACGAAGUGCAAGGCAUCGACACUUGCGCCCACUUGUUCCACAAAGAGUGUUUGCAGACGCACCUUGAAACAUCGAUCGACAGCAACAAGAUUCCGCUGGUGUGUCCGAUCGUGGAGUGCAAAGAAGAAGUUCCGUUCGGAAUCAUCAGAGAAACUUUGACGAAGAAGUAUGUGGAGCGGUUCGACUUGUUCUCGUUCAAAAUGGCUAUGAACCAGAAUGCUCAGAAGUUCAUGGCAUGUCCCACUCCGGAUUGUGAGUAUGUUGUGUGAGUUGAAGGGAAUGAUCUUCAAGUAAACCCUGAAUUCAAAUGCCCUAGUUGUUCUAUUGAAUACUGCCUUGAAUGAGAGAGCGAGUGGCAUGAUGGAAUGAACUGAGACCAGUUCCAAAGGUUAUACGGCAAAGGAAAGCUAGAUUUUAAUGAUCAUAAAGCAAUUCAGCAUGCCAUCGAUAAUGGGAUGAGAAGAUGCCCUCACUGCAGAAUCUGGGUCAUUAAAAUCAGCGGCUGUGACUCUGUUUAUUGCGGGAACUGAAGACAAAGCUUCAACUAUAAUCAAGCUGAAACCAGCUAGUUAAUUAAUAAAGACCCUAUACUUGUUCU